CAAGCAAUGCACUCAAGCGAGGUUCAAGCAAGUCGUUGAGUUUGUUGCCAUAGUGACUUCAGCGACAACUAACAUGGCUGCGGGAGAUUCGUUGGAACAAAAAUUCACCUUUAAUUUAAUUUAUUGUAAAACAUUUUCCUUUCUUCAAGACAGAAAUACUACAGAACUCUUGAUGAAAUGGUCCAUGCUGGGGCGAAUAACCGCACAAGCCUUUACUUUUGAUCAGCCAUUCCAUCCUUACAAAUCACACGAGUUCGUGUCGGAUUUCUUCAAAGAUCCAUGUGUUCUGUCCAAUUUGAAAGUGGUAGGAGCUGCUGGAUUAUGGAAAAAUUUAGGAAGGAAAGUGACUAACGUAACAGUGGAAACGGUGCCGUGCACAAAGAUUUCCGUGGAUAUGUUUGAUCCCCUCUAUUCCUGCGGAAUCGUGCGACCUACUGGGCACAUAACUCAAUGCUUUCACGAGUACUAUGCAGACUUUGAUGAACUAAGAAAGAUGCUGAUGAUUGAAGACUCUGAAAAUUAUGAAAUAAUCAGUCGAGAAGAUCGACAGGAAUUUCUGUUCAGGCUGUUCAAACACCUUUGCUUAGGAGGGGAACUUUGUCAGUACGAGGACAUUGUCACCCAUUAUAUUGAAACUACAAGAUUAAUUUACAAGGAUAUUCUCAGUGUUCAGAAAGAUCCAGAAACAAAAGAAAUCAAAAUUGUCUCAACAGUUCUGAAAGUCACAGCCUAUGAUGACUCUGGAUUGUGCUACCCAUCAGAAACAGAGGAUGAUCAGACCUUUGCUUACUUAAUUGUUGACCCUUUCAAACGGAAUGUGAAUGUCCUGUACCAUUCCUAUGGAAUUGGGGUGGUUACAGACACUGAUAGAGAUAUGUCUCACACUGAGCUGGUCCAAUAAAUUAUUUGGGGAAAGAGAAAAAGGCAGUACAGUCCGAUAAGCAACAAACAACUCUUUAGUCCAAAGUUUUUAGUCCAACUUGUUGUGGCCUAUAUGUAUUAUUCAAAAACUAAUUUCCCACUACUUUAUCUAUCUUAAAGUAUAGACAUGUUAUUUAAUAUUUUCAUAAAAGAUGAUGGAAUGGUUCUGUCACACUCAUCCCACAAAAAAACAAGAACAGUGUUUUAUUUAUUCUUACAUUUCCUUGUACAGUAUAUAUUAUGUUAUGAUCUUACAUAGGGCCCCUGGCCAAUAGACUGCAUGGUCCCAACAGGGCUGGGAGGUGUCUCCACAAGAAAAUCAGGACCUGAUGGCUGUACCUCAAAAUUUUCUUUGACAGAAACAUUCAAUGUAAAGUGCUGUUCCUCAGUUAUUGCUGUGCUUGGUCAUUACCUAUUGUCAGGAAAAUAUAAAGAAAAUCUAUUUUGCAGCAGUGUAAUAUAUGAAAAAUUUUCCUGGCAAUUUGUAUAUGUUCAAUGUAUUGUGAAGUACUGAAUUAUACUAUAAAUGUUUUCAAAUAUUCGUUUUUCUAUUGUGGCAGAUUAGAUGCAUCAGUGUAUUGCUGCCUUCCGCUGUUAAAAAACAGCCACUAAUGCAGUGGUUUUCAAACUCAGUCCUGCGGACCCUGUGUAUGCUGGUUUUUGCUCCAACCACAUCUGCAAUCCCAUAGUUUUGACAAGAUAUAUUUUUUUCUUAAUUAUACUUCUCCUGUUUUGAGGGAAUAUAUACCCUCUUAAACUAUAUUAUGUCAGAAAUAAUUAUUAUCAUUAAUAACAUUGUGCUAUAUUGCAAAUGAUUACUGUAAAUGAAGAGAGGUUUUUUUUUUUUAACUGAUCAAAUUAAAGACUGAGGUGAAACAACAGGCUCCUAAUUGGUGGAAGUGUGGACGCUAAAACAAGCCAUUUGGUUGAUCAUGAAGAAUUCAAAGAAAAUGAUAAAUCAAACCUACAUUGUGUUACACAAUGCAGGUUUGGCUCAUUAUCAUUUUCAAAGCAAUUAGGAGCCAAUUGAUUCACCUUGCUCUUUAAUUUGAUCAGUUAAAAAAAUGACCUCUCUUUAUGUAAGCACUUGCAAUCUAGCACUAUGUACAUAUGGGAUUUUUAUUCUUCAUGGCAUGCAUAGCUCUUUCUGACACUGUGGCUAAGGGUAAAUAAUCCCUCAAAACAGCAAAAUUGUAAUUAAGACAAAUUAACAGUUUGUUAAAUCUAUGGGAUUACAACUGUGGUUUGAACACAGACAAGCAUACACAAGGGUCCCCAGGAAAACCACUGCACUAAUGUUUAUUCCAUCUAAUGUAGCCCAUAUUCUAGUAAACAGGCCAAUACAGUAAAGAAAUGGCAACAUUUUUUUUUAUUAUUAAAGGCUGGUUUUCAGUUCCUCUGAGCAAAGUCUCCAGUUAAAAUUAUGCCACUUCCAACUUAGAAAGCUCCGCGAACUAAGUUUUUCUUUCUUGAUAAUCCUGUUCACAGGAAAAUAUUACAUGCAAGCCAGCCACCUCCUUAUCCCACAACGACCUAACCUGAGUCAUUUUAACUGCUUUUUUCAUCCCUCAAAAAUAACCCCCCCCCUUUUCUAAGCUGUCGGUUGGAUAUUAAAAUGAUACCUUCCUCUCCACUUUGAAUUGCUCAACUGUUCUCUCAUUAAUAACGCUUUUAUAUUAUAAUCUAAUUUAACAUAUGAUGCAGUUAAUUUCUUGGUCAAGCUAAUCUUAUAUGCCCUCUCCUUUUAUUCUAUACCCACAUGUUUUGAAAUAUUUUCAAUUUCUGUAAAGAUUUGUCUGUUUCACAUGCAGUCAUAUGCAGAGUGACUUAUACAGCAUGGGUAUUGAUGUUGUAAUUAAGUUCAUGCACUGAAUAUACACUCACAAUAAAGAUGAAAUUAUGUCAGUACAUAAUGAAUGUCUGUGAUAGCUGUGUUUCAUUUUCCGUAAAGCCACAUACCUGUUGUUUUCUAGUAUGGUCAUUUUUACUGUUUUAUGGCAAUGCACUCAAUGCAUUCUCUUACUGCAGAGAAUAAUUGUCUCUAAGAAUUAUGCUCUUUAUAUUGAUUAUCAUGUAUUGACCACAGUGACACAAUAAAAUGAUUAAAAAUCAGUUUGUUAAAAUGACUGUCAUGUUUAUGCUGUGCAUGAUCUCAGGUUAAUAAAUAUAAAAUGUUAA
Molecule: messenger RNA, 3099 nt
Organism: Anguilla anguilla (European eel)
Lineage: Eukaryota; Metazoa; Chordata; Actinopteri; Anguilliformes; Anguillidae
Gene: cfap300
Product: cilia and flagella associated protein 300
Exons: 7
Coding region: 74-901 (275 amino acids)
Source: RefSeq, a predicted model, not a curated record